CUGACACUCGAAAAGAAGCUUCUUGCACUAAUGCAAAAUCACAUUUCCACUUCUCUCUAAGAAAUUUAGAUAUAUGAAAAGCUUAAUAUAUAUUCUUUUAGCCAUUCUGUGAAUACCAAAAUCUUCCUCGUGUCUACCUAGCAAAUUUUCUUCUGUUUUGCUUUUUUAUAGCCAUUCACCUUUCUGAUUGAGCCCUUGUAACUCCAGAAAGAUUCAGUUUUUGUGAAGAGUAGAUGGAGAUUGAUAAAGCAAUUAGAGAAUGUGAGGACAGUAGAUUGAAGACAAAGUAUAGUAAUGCCAUCUACGUUAUUAAAAGAGCGCUCGCUCUGUAUUCUAUACAAGAGGUUGCAUUGAGCUUCAAUGGAGGGAAAGAUUCUACUGUUUUGCUUCACCUACUGAGAGCAGGCUAUUUUUUGCAUAGAGCUGAAGAAAGUUGUUCAAAAGAUGUUGUUGAUGGUGAAAACACAUUUCCAAUCCGGACAAUAUAUUUUGAGAGCGCGUCUGCUUUCCCUGAAAUCAAUUCAUUCACUUAUGAAACUGCAGCCACUUACAAUUUGCAAAUGGAUAUUAUUCGCCUUGACUUCAAAUCAGGUUUGGAGGCUCUGCUUAAGGCUAAUCCAAUUAGAGCUAUUUUUCUUGGUGUCCGAAUUGGUGAUCCUACUGCGGUAGGCCAGGAGCAAUUCUCGCCCAGUUCACCUGGGUGGCCAGCUUUCAUGAGGGUGAAUCCAAUUUUGGAUUGGUCAUACAGAGAUGUAUGGGCCUUCCUUUUGGUAUGCAAGGUUCGGUACUGCAGCCUUUAUGAUCAGGGGUAUACUUCAAUAGGGAGCAUUCAUGACACUGUUCCUAAUGCACUAUUGUGCAUCAGUAACAGCAACAACAGUGAAGAAAAGUUUAAACCAGCUUAUUUACUUCCUGAUGGAAGGCUGGAAAGAGCUGGAAGGGCAAAGAACCAAUUAUCUUCCAUUAGCAAUGGAUUCAAGGAUUUGAAUUCCGAUUGUGUGCUUACUGCUUCAGUCAUAGCUGUGGGUGAUGAAAUUUUGUUUGGCACUGUAGAGGACAAGUUGAGGUCUUUUUUGUGUAGAAAGCUCCAUUCCAUUGGUUGGGCGGUAUCGCUGCUUGCUGUGACUCGAAAUGACAUAGAUUCUGUGGCCGAGGAAGUUGAGAGGCGGAAGUCCACAGAUGACAUGGUAUUUAUAUAUGGUGGGGUGGGUCCAUUGCAUUCGGAUGUCACGGUAGCAGGAGUUGCAAAAGCUUUAGGUGUUCGCUUGGCUCCUGAUGAAGAAUUUGAAGAACAUCUAAGGCACCUGAUUGGUGAGAAAUGCACCGGUGACAAGAACGAGAUGGCACAGUUGCCUGAGGGUAUUACAGAAUUAUUGCAUCAUGAACAGCUGCCUGUGCCUUUGAUAAAAUGCGGUAACGUGAUCAUCCUCACUGCAACAAAUGUUGCUGAGUUGGACUUGCAAUGGGAUUGUCUGAUUGAAUCAGCAAAAUCUAACGGUGACCUGGUAUUGAUGGCACCAUUUGUUUCAAAAAGCUUGGCAACAACUCUUUCCGAUGUGGAAAUUGCUCAACCUCUGUCAAAGCUUUGCCUUCAAUAUCCUGAUAUGAACAUUGGAGGUUAUCGGGGAUCAAGAAAAGGACCUCUUAUAAUUAGAUUUGAAGGAAAGGAUCCGACAAGAAUAGAAGCAGCUUCUCAAUCAAUGUGCCAGAAUUUUUAUUCUGGUGCAUUCUCUCAAAUUGAGUGACCAUGGAACUUCCACACUCCUGAAGGCGAUAAAUGCAACCGCCAAAGGGAAAGGGUUCAAUAUUCCAUGUACAAUUGAGGAGAACGGACAUGACAAAGAAAGCAGGAGCGACAUUUCAAUAUUCAGUACAAUGUGACUCUAUUGUGUUUAUUGGAGGAAUCACCAUAUCAAGACACAGUUAGAAGCACAUCUUUUUUCUGGCAAGUAGUAGGGUCGGCAGAUACAGGCUUCUCUUUUGUUAAUAAGCGGAUUUCCCCCUUAGGCUUAUUGAAACCUUUGAGAUCUUAAUUGCAGCUGUAUUCAGACACAAUAGUUCUUAUAUUUCGAUUUUUUGUUGGUAUUGUUAACGGCAACAUAUACGUUUUAUCGAGUGGAGAUUUAUAGCCCUAGCAGCAUCUUGGUUGAAAUGAAAAGAUGGCAAAUUUUGACUUUUCUCUGGACAGAGAUUGCUACCUGCUUGUGAAAGGGAGACUUGAGGGUCUUUGCUCAUUUGUAAAAAGGGAAAAAUGCCAAAUUUAACUCUGUUGAAAAUAGUCUACAUUUACCCUCUCUUA
Molecule: messenger RNA, 2299 nt
Organism: Nicotiana attenuata
Lineage: Eukaryota; Viridiplantae; Streptophyta; Magnoliopsida; Solanales; Solanaceae
Product: FAD synthase-like
Exons: 17
Coding region: 234-1745 (503 amino acids)
Biological process (GO): FAD biosynthetic process
Molecular function (GO): FMN adenylyltransferase activity
Source: RefSeq, a predicted model, not a curated record